Humulus lupulus (European hop) is the source of this 900-nucleotide messenger RNA. RefSeq names its product putative disease resistance RPP13-like protein 1. Gene Ontology annotation, biological process: defense response to other organism. The record is from RefSeq and is a predicted model, not a curated record. The transcript has a single exon. NCBI's taxonomy places the organism in Eukaryota, Viridiplantae, Streptophyta, Magnoliopsida, Rosales, Cannabaceae. The coding region runs from base 1 to 900 and encodes 299 amino acids. Gene Ontology annotation, molecular function: ADP binding.
AUGGCUGAAUUAGUUGGUGAAGCGCUUCUCUUUGCUUUCCUUAAUCCGUUGGUUGAAAAGUUGGCUUUGGAGGUUGAGGACUACUUCAAAGGAAAACAAGCCAUUCUUAAGCUAGUGAAGGAGUUGAAGACUAUGUUGUCUUUGGCUGGUCUACUGCUUAUUGAUGCUGAGGAGAAGCUGAUCAAAGACCAAGCAGUGAAGAAGUGGCUUGAUGAUCUCAAGGAGACGAUUUACGAUGCCGAUGACUUGGUUUAUAAGAUCGACACUAAAGAGUUGCGAAGAAAAUUGAAAGGCGAAUCUCAAAGCGGCUGCACUUGUAAGGUACUUAUGAAACUCAUCCCAACUUCUGUGACUGCUUUUGAAAAGGCUAUAAAACUUGAGAUAGAAGAUAUAGUUGGGAGAUUAAAACUUCUUAUAGAGAAUAAAGAUCUUGGUUUGAAACAUAUAGAAAAGUUGAAGAUUCCGAAGAGAGUAGUUGCUCCUUUGCUAGAAGAAUCUGAUGUUUAUGGAAGGAAUGAUGAGAAAGAAGCUAUUAUUAAGUUGCUACAUUCAAAUGACGCGGCUGAUGGUGACAAAUUUUCUGUGAUUCCCAUAGUUGGGAUGGGUGGUAUUGGAAAGACAACUCUUGCUCAAAUUGUAUUCAAGGAUGCGAGAGUCGAUGAAAAUUUUGAUACCAAAGUAUGGAUCACGAUGGGAGAUGGUAAACUUGAUUGCAUGAAAGUGAUGAAACUAAUUUUUGAGAAAGUCAAAUAUGAGAAAUGUGAAAUUGAGGAGCCAUAUGACCUUCAAGAUGAAAUAAAGAAAGCCUUGAGUACAAAGAAGUUUCUAUUUGUUGUGGAUGGUGUUUGGGAUGAGGAUCCUACUAAGUGGGAAUAUCCGACGUUGAUGGUUUGGAACUAG